AUGGAAAUUCACAUUUUUGAUUUUGAUGGGACGUUAUUCUUCUCCCCAACACCGGAAAGACGCUUUGUUUGCGCACAAUACGGGGCGAGGGUUUUGGGGAAGCUUUUCAAUCCCUUGUCCUCGAGUGGGUAUGGAUGGUUCCAGAGCUUGUCCACUUUAUCUCCUCCCGCCGUACCAGCCGAACCUGCUGAAUCGCAAUGGUAUAUCACUCCAGUCGUAAACUGGUUUCGCGCUCUGAUUGCGGGGAAAACUUCGUCCUGUAAUGAGAACCGAGAUCGACAACACCAAUAUGUAAAUUCUGAGAAUUGCGCUCACGAGCACGUUAAUGGCGAUUGCGCUGUGCAGCGUCUGUUUUUCGUCUUGACAGGUCGGCAGGAAGGGUUUCGGAGGCGUAUCGAACAUUUGUUGGACCACGUAGGCUUAUUUCAACAUAUCGAGCAUGUCUUCCUCAAACCACACGAGGGGAUAGGGACUGCCGAAUAUAAGUUAAACAUUUUUUUUGAUCUCAUUUUAAAGUGGAAACCACAACGUGUAUUCUACUAUGAGGAUCGCUACGAUCAAGCUGCAAAGUUGUUGGAAGGGAUGGAGCAACUGCAAAGUGCCCUUAAUUCUUGCCGUGAAAGUGAUACACAUUUGUGUUCUAUUCAUUCUCUCAUCGAUGCAAGCGUAGUAAAGCCUGGGUCUUGUAAGGAUUCGUCUGUUUUAGAUAAGCAAUCGAAUGCAUCCUUUCUCCCCUCACCUCACCAAACUAGUGAGGAUAGCGUGUUAACACACUCUAUUAGUUCUGUGAAUCUUCCUAAGACGAUGACCAGGGAGGUUCUCCACGGGGGAGACACCAACUUUAAGGAGCGUGUGUCUCGCUACAUUCGAAAUUGGUUAGUGAAUGCGAUCCAUGAACGCAACAGCGCCUUCAGACAAGUGAGAUUGAGCCAAUUAUCAGCACCCCCUUCGGGGGCCAAUAAUAUUUCUAAGGAUGUGAACAUUAUUCAUGAUACAAAGAAGUUGUACUCAGCACAAAAGGGGUUUAAACCUUUCCAUGCUUCUGAUAAAAAUCCAAACAAUGUGAAUGGUUUUUCUUCGACUAAUAUUGAGUUUGACCCACCGCUGCCUUUUAGUUUUACUAUGGUGAUAAUUCCGAGGGAAAUAUCCUUCCACUCAGAUAAAAUGUUGUCACUGGAGCAGCAGUCUGCGUUGAUUGCCACACUAAUGAAAGAAAGGGAGACUUAUGAUGCAUUGAAAUUUCAUUCCAAUGGCUACUGA
Phytomonas sp. Hart1 is the source of this 1260-nucleotide messenger RNA. NCBI's taxonomy places the organism in Eukaryota, Euglenozoa, Kinetoplastea, Trypanosomatida, Trypanosomatidae. The record is from the annotation of a GenBank genome assembly.